Molecule: messenger RNA, 9133 nt
Organism: Bombina bombina (fire-bellied toad)
Lineage: Eukaryota; Metazoa; Chordata; Amphibia; Anura; Bombinatoridae
Gene: APH1A
Product: aph-1 homolog A, gamma-secretase subunit
Exons: 7
Coding region: 45-842 (265 amino acids)
Biological process (GO): protein processing; Notch signaling pathway; Notch receptor processing
Cellular component (GO): gamma-secretase complex; membrane; endoplasmic reticulum
Molecular function (GO): protein-macromolecule adaptor activity
Source: RefSeq, a predicted model, not a curated record
CGGGCAGCCGUAGAGGAGAGGCGGAAGUGGGGCGCUUAGGGAAGAUGGGGGCUGCAGUGUUUUUUGGUUGUACGUUUGUGGCCUUUGGUCCGGCGCUCUCUUUAUUCAUACUCACCAUCGCCCGGGACCCACUGAGAGUAAUUAUCCUUGUGGCAGGCUCAUUCUUCUGGUUGGUUUCCGUGCUCUUCUCGUCUUUGAUAUGGUUCGUGUCCGUUCAGAUCAGCGACAAAAACAACUCCAGCCUUCAGUAUGGAUUGCUAAUAUUUGGUGCUGCAAUAUCUGUUCUUCUUCAGGAAGCCUUCAGAUAUGGCUAUUAUCGGUUGCUCAAGAAAGCUGAUGAAGGACUUGCCACUAUCAGUGAAGAUGGAAGGUCACCUAUUUCGAUCCAGCAGAUGGCAUAUGUGUCUGGUUUUGCUUUUGGGAUAAUCAGCGGAGUAUUCUCAGUUAUAAACAUCUUAGCUGAUGCAGUGGGGCCAGGUAUUGUGGGGGUACAUGGAGAUUCCCCAUAUUAUUUCCUUACUUCAGCAUUCCUGACAAUGGCCCUUGUUUUCCUGCACACAUUCUGGGGCAUCAUAUUUUUUGCUGCCUGUGAGAAACGGAUGUGGUGGCACCUCGCUGUUGUAGUCAUCAGCCACCUGCUUACCUCAGGGCUGACUUUCUUGAAUCCGUGGUAUGAGGCCAGUCUGAUCCCCAUAUACAUUAUUACCAUAUGUAUGGGCGUGUGGGCCUUCUUGGCCGCAGGAGGUUCCUAUCAUAACAUCCGCAAAUGUCUCACUUGCAGCCGGCAGGACAGUAACCAGGUUAUGGUAUAUUCUGCUCUUCAGGUUCCCGCUGACGACUGAGGCUUCAUCUCAGCUGCCGUGCAGCCGCAAACAGACAUUGUAACACCAUCCAAGUGCUCCUCUCUCCCAGAAGCCGGCUUCUUUUCCUGUGCCUCCCUCGACGGAGAGAAAAAGACACAUUUCCCUCAUGUUUUGUUUCUGGCUCCAUCCGUUACAUGUGCCGGCUAUGGGCCUACUCAGGCUGCAUGGAGCAAUCUGGCAUUGCCCAUGCAUUCAACCAGGCAUCAACUUUAUAUACAUGUGCCGUACAUGGGGAUAUAUAGCCCCUUCACUCUCAUUUUUAUUCAGGUUUUUUUUUUUUUUUUGAGGUUGAUCUGCCCUGAGAUGGUACGUGUGUUCUAUUUUUAAGAACCCUUUGGAUUUGGAACAGGAGUAUGUUGUGUGUUUUUUUUUUUUUAUUAAAUAAUCCACCUUGGACAAAACAGUCAGAAGAUCGGCUGCUCCUCAGGGACAGAAGGUGCAACAAAGAAAAUGAAUAUGGUUUUGAAAACUCUGACGCUUGCUCCGUCCCUGUGUAUGUUGAGAGAGGUUGCUGCGGCUGAGCGCAACUGGUGUGUAAUGUGUAAAACUGUAAGGACUCAGUAUGAGCUAGUGUAAAACUGGUAAAACUCAUCCUCACUGUAGUAAAAGAAUCAAAGCCUCAGAUCAUCUGCACUGACAUGAACAGAACUUACUGUAUGUACUUUCUGCCGCAAUAUCAAGGAAAAAAAAAUAUUGUGUAAAUCUGCUUAGAGAUCCCAAUUGAUCUCUGUUCGUCCUUCUCUGCUUAUAUAGAAAGAAAAUUUCCCUUUUUUUUUUUUUUUUUAUAAGAGCAUUUGUUAAUUAUUCAAGAGAUUCUUCAUCAGUUAAAAAUCUUAAAGUUGUUAAAAUGCGUCAUGCUUUCUAAUGACAGCUAGAAGAGUCUUGGUCCUAUUUUUGUAUCAAUAAAAAAAUGUUUAGUGUUGGUUCCACAAGUGUUAAGUUUACUGUCUUAUGCUAGUUUUGCCUUCUAUCCCAUACAGUUUCAUAUUCUGUUCAGGACAAUUAAUUGGAUAGGCUGACUUUUCUUGCUGUCUCUUACAGACAUAACAAGCUGUAAAAUGUAUUGCUAAUAAACAGGCGUAGUACAAUAAAUAACCUGAUAUCUAGAUAAAAGAUAAAUCAAGAGUAGAAUUAUCACUGGAGUAGUAUUAAGACUCUUCUACACUGCCAUUUAAUAGUUUUCAAGAUGAAUGGACAAAUGGGCUUAUAUCCAGGUGCAAAGUGUGAUUAAUAAAAUAUGCAUCCUCUUUAAUUUUCUUGAAAUGUGUUCUUAAAUGUUUUAUAGAUUGCCCCUAUGUAAAGACACAAUACUCAACAUUCCUUUUGCACGAUAGUGUACAAGGGCAUAAGGUAUAGCACACAGUUAGUUACCUGCCACAUGGAUCUAAUAUUUUCUCUAUUUCUUUGCCAAGGAUCAAAAUAUAACCUGCAAGUGAGUUGUUCCACAGUUUUACCAAUCCAGGAACCUGAAAUGUUUUUGAGACAUACUUCUGUGUAACGUGUAGAGACACAUUCCAAGAGAACUAAAGAUACAAUGUAUUUGCUUAAAGGGAUAUGAACCCCAGCAUUUUCUUUCAUGAAUCAGAUUGAGCGUUUACUUCUAUUGUUCAUUCUCUUGCUCUUUUGUUGAAGCAGGAACUUAAAGGGACAUUAAACACUAAAUAAAUAUUAGAUAGAAUGAUGCAUUCAAAUAAGAUUAUUCUGAGCAUAUCAUGUAGAAGUUUAAUUAGCUAUUUAAAUAUUGACAAAUAAGUGUAAAGUUUUAGUGCCUAUAAAACAAUGGGAGGUGCCAUGUUGUUAGGUUACCUUCUCUGUUGUGGCCAAUUAGGGACAGUUUUAAAUAGGUCACUAGAGUGUGCAGCCAAUGGCUGUGUGGAAUAUAACCGUGUGCUGCACUUCCAUUUCUAACAGGAACUGAAAAGCUCACAAUUUGAGAAUGGAAUUACAGGAGAAGAACAAAAUAAAUAUUGAAAAUAUAUUGCAGACCUCUUUUUCUUUCCUAUGGCAUGGAGAGCCCACAAUGUCAUUUCAAUUACUAGUAGGAUAUUCAACUCCUGGCCAGCAGGAGGAGGCAAAGAACACCCCAUCAAAGCUGUUAAGUGUAACUUCCGUUACCCAUAAUCCCCAGUCACACUCUGCCUCUGUCAAUGGAGGAUGUGCGAAGACGGUGUCUGAAGAUAUUUAAUCCUUUUAUGGCUACUUUUCCCCUGCAAGCAACGAUUAGGUUCUAGCUGUGUCUAUGUCAAUCUCUUUAGUAAGAGUAGUGGUGGCUUUUAGCAGUUAGAAGUAAAGCAAAAAAAACCCUUGUCGCCUUCUAACAUUUUUGCUACCCCUUUGCAGAAAGCCAGGGUUGGUUACUCUGUUCUUUCUUUUAUUACAGGUUGCCGACAGGGAGUAGAGUACCGGUCACACCUUAGUAGCUGUUAUCUGUCCUGCAGCUGGAUCCACAGGUAAGUGUUUUUGCCUUCUAGGUACUGAAGGACAGCACUUUUGAGGUUAACGCUCAAGUGGAUAUCUUUGGGACUCAGUUUAUCCUUAUAUGGUUAAGGGUACAUUCAGGGGCAACUUUAUUGGCAACAGGGUCAAUACGUUUGGCAGACUACAGGCACUUUAAAUGAGAAAGUUUGAGAGACUUAAGGGUUUUUAAAGCUUGCUGACAUUUUCCCUUAGUUAUUUGGCAAGGGUAGCUAUGGACUCAGGAUCAGUCCAUCUUUAUAGAUAAAUGUUUAUGUUUAAAGGCGCAAAUUGUUUUGCCUGUGCAAUUUUAUUUCUCAUGCUUAGACUUUAAAAUUCAAAGACAAGUUACUCCCAUCUGAGCCAAGUGUCUCUCAGGAUACUGCUGUGCAUGACAUGCCUCAGCUUUCUCCUCAAACGUCCCAAGCUUUAAUUGUUUCUCAUUCUGUGCCUUCUGUUUCCUCUCAACCUCCUGGGGGGGUCUAUUUACCAGGUGAUUUUGCCGCACAGAUAACUUCUGCAGUGUCUGCAGCUUUGUCUGUUUUCCCUAUUUUGGGUAAGCGUAAGAGGAAAUCUAAACAUUUGUCUUCUAGUAGAGUUUCUGACCCCUCUAAAUCUGCGCUGGUCAACCUUUCUCAAAUGUCUGAUGAGGAGGAUACCUCAGUAGCUUCUGAAGGUGAGAUCUCUGACUCUGACACUAUGAGGGAAAAAUCUUCUGAAUCUGAAAAAGUUAAUUUCCGAUUUAAGCUUGAAUAUCUGUUUGGUCGACUCUGAACCUUCGGUUGCUGUUAACCCCAAGAAGUCCUCUAAACUUAAGAGUUUAUGAUUCUCCAACUUCUGUUGUUUUUCCUGUUCCUGACAAGAUAUCUGAAAUUAUAGCUCAGGAAUGGGAUAAGAUAGGCGUUCCAUUUUCCCCUUCCUCUGUUUUUGAAAAGAUGUUCCCUGUUGCUGACUUCAUUUUUGACUAAUGGCGCACUAUGCCUAAAAUAGAGGAAGUUAUCUCUACUCUGGUUAAAAGAGCUACCGUUCCUAUAGAGGAUAGUUUUUCUUUUAAGGAUCCAAUGGAUAAGAAGCUAGAGGCUUACUUAAAGAAGAUGUACAUCCAUCAAGGAUUACUGUGGCAACCUGCUGCAAGUAUUGCCACAGUUGCGGGAGCAGCAUCUUAUUGGUGCAGUGCCCUGUCUGAUCUAAUAUCAGAGACCACGGUAGAGAAGAUCCAAAAUUGAAUCAAAGCUCUUAAACUGGCCAAUACCUUUAUCUGUGAUGCCAACAUGCAGGUAAUUAGACUGGGAGCUAAGAUGUCUAGCUUGACUGUUCUAGCUCGCAGACCUCUGUGGUUAAAAUCUUGAUCGGCUAAUGUAUCUUCAAAGGCCAAGCUUUUGGCUUCACCUUAUAAGGGUAAAACUCUGGUCCUGGUCUGGCGGAAAUCAUUUCAGAGAUUACGGGAGGAAAGGGAUCUUUCCUACCUUAGAACAAGGAGAAUAGACCUAAGGAUCGACAGACUUCUAAUUUUCCUUUCACAGCUUUAAAGGACAGAAGUCCUCCUCUUCUUCCAAGCCAGACCAAUCCAGGUCCACUUGGAAAUCCAGCCAGCCUUGGAAUAAGGAAAAGCAAAACAAGAAGCCUUCUGCUGACUCUAAAUCAGCAUGAAGUGUCCGCCCCAGAUCCGAUUUUGGAUCAGGUGGGGGCAGGCUUUCUCUUUUUCAUCAGGCUUGGAUAUAUGAUGUCCCAGAUCCGUGGACUGUGUACAUAGUAUCCCAGGGUUACAAAAUAGGAUUCAAGUCUUGCCCUCCAAGAGGCAGAUUUCUCCUGUUAAGACUAUCCUCAAACCAGGUAAAGAGGGAGGCCUUCUUAAAUUGCGUAAAGGACCUAUCCUUCUGGGAGUUAUUGUACCUGUCCCUCUAGAGGAACAAGGUCUAGGUUUCUAUUAAAAUAUAUUUGUAGUUCCCAAAAAGGAGGGAACUUUUCAUCCCAUCCUAGAUCUAAAGUGUCUCAACAAAUUCCUCAGGGUUCCGUCCUUCAAGAUGGAAACUAUUUGUUCCAUUCUUCCAUUGGUUCAGGAAGGUCAGUUCAUAACGACCAUAGACCUUAAGGACGCGUAUUUACACGUUUCCAUUCAAAGGGAUCAUUACCAAUUUCUAAGGUUUGCCUUUCUGGACAAGCAUUUCCAGUUUAUUGUAAGAGCUGUGGCAAGACCAAAGGUUCUGGAAGCCCUAUUGGCAGUGAUCAGAUCCCAGGGAAUUGCUGUGGCGCCUUAUCUAGGAGUCAUCUUUUCAACUAUCAAAAUAUCAUACAGAGAUGUUGGUGUCUUUUCUUCGUUCCCACUGGUGGAAAGUGAAUCUGCAAAAGAGUUCUCUAGUUCCAACUGAAGAUUUUCCUGACAGACGUCAGAAGAUCCAAGCUUCAUGUCUUUCCAGCCUGCCUUUCGUCCAUCAGUGGCUCAAUGCAUGGAGGUGAUUGGUCUGAUGGUGGCUUCCAUGGACAUCAUUUCUUUUACUCGGUUCCAUAUAUACGUUCGCUGCAGCUUUCAAUGCUCAAUCAAUGGAACGGAGACAUCGCAGAGGAUAAAUCUAGACACCCUAACGAGGACUCUCUCUCGUGUUGAAUUUCACAGCAACAUCUGUCUCAGGGCACUUGCUUCCUGAAACCUUCCUGGGUGAUUAUGACUAUGGACGCCAGCCUGUUAGGCUGGGGAGCUGUUUGGAGUUCUCUAAAAGCUCAGGGCCUGUGGUCUCGGGAAUAAUCUUCUCUUCCCAUAAACAUCUUGGAGUUGAGUGCAAUCUUCAAUGCCUGGACUGCUUGGCCUCAAUUAUCUUUAGUCCGGUUUAUCAGAUUCCAGUCGGACAACAUUACCUCAGUGGCUUACAUCAACCACCAGGUAGGAACUCUGAGUUCCUUGGCCAUUAAGGAGGUGAUUUGAAUUCUGCAGUGGGCGGAAGCUCACGAUUGUCUCCUAUCUGCCAUCCACAUUCCAGGAGUGGACAAUUGGGAGGCAGAUUUUCUGAGCAGAAAGACUUUUCAUCCCGGCGAGGGGGCUCUCCAUCCGUAAGUGUUCUCCAGGAUAACUCUCCAGUGGGGGGUUCCGGAGUUAGAUCUGAUGGCGUCUCGUCAAAACGCCAAGCUUCCAAAGUACGUUUCAAGGUCAAGAGAUCCUCGGGCCGCCCUGAUAGAUGCUCUGGUGGUUCCGUGGGUUUUCGGGCUGGCAUACCUGUUUCCUCUGUUUACUCUCCUUCCACGAGUCAUUGCUCGUAUUAAGCAGGAGAGAGCGUAUGUGAUUCUUAAAGCUCCUGCCUGCCCCUGCAGGAUCUGGUUUGCGGAUCUGGUGAAGAUGUCAUCUCUUCCACCUUGUAGGUUACUUCUGAGAUCUGAGGAAGGACCUUCUAAUUCAGGGUCUAUUCCUCCAUCCAAAUCUAGAUUCUCUGAAACCGAAUGGUUGGAGAUUGAAUGCCUAGUCCUGUCUAGAUGUGGUUUUUCAGAAGCGGUCAUUGAUAUUAUGCUUCAUGCUCAUAAACCUGUUACUCGUAGCAUUUACCCUAAGGUAUGGCGUAAAUACCUUUUAAUGGUGUGAAGAUAAAGGUUUUUCCUGGAGUUGGGUGAGGAUUACCCGAAUUGUAUUUUUUCUUCAGGAUGGCCUGGAGAAUGGUUUGAUAGUCAGUUCUCUGAAAGGUCAGAUUUCUGCACUGUCUAUUCUUUUGCCUAAACGUCUGGCAGAUCUGUCAGAAGUUCAGUAUUUUGUUCAGGCCCUGGUCAGAACCAGGCCUGUGUUUUAAACCUGUUGCUCCUCCUUGGAGCCUUAACCUAGUUCUUAAAAUUUUGCAGCAGGCUCCAUUUGAGCCAAUGCAUGUUGUUGAUAUAAAAUUGUUAUCUUGGAAGGUUUUGUUUCUCCUUGCUAUUUUUCUGCUCGCAGAAUUUCUGAGCUUUCAGCUCUGCAGUGUGAUUUUUUUCGUACCUUAUUUUUCAUGCAGAUAAGGCUGUCCUUCGUACUAAAUUGGGUUUUCUCUCUAAGGUGGUAUCGGAUUGAAAAAUUAAUCAGGAAAUUGUUGUUCCUUCUUUUUUGUCCUAAUCCUUCUCUUAAAGGGACACUGAACCCAAAUUUUUUCUUUCAUGAUUCAGAUAGAGCAUGCAAUUUUAAGCAACUUUCUAAUUUACUUCUAUUAUCAAUUUUAAUUCGUUCUCUUGCUAUCUUUAUUUGAUAAAGAAGGCAUCUCAGCUAAGGAGCCAGCAAAUGUUUGCUUCAGGACCAUGGACAGCACUUGUUUAUUGGUGCUGACCAAUCAGCAAGGACAACCCAGGUUGCUCACCAAAAAUGGGCCGGCAUCUAAACUUACAUUCUUGCUUUUCAAAUAAACAUACCAAGAGAAUGAAGAAUAUUUGAUAAUAGGAGUAAAUUAGAAAGUUGCUUAAAAAUGCAUGCUCUAUGUGAAUCACAAAAGAGAACUUUUGAGUACAGUGUCCCUUUAAGGAACGUCUUUUGCAUAACUUGGAUGUUGUGCACGCUCUAAAAUUUUUACCUACAAGCUACUAAAGAUUUUCGUCAAUCUUCUGCCCUUUUUGUUGUUUUCUCUGGAAAGGGUAAGGGUCAGAAGGCCACUUCUACUACUCCUUUCCCUCUAGUUGAGAAGUAUAAGUUGUUGUUUUUUUUUUUUUCUUAUGAGACUGCUAGACAGCAGCCUCCUGAGAGAAUUAUGGCUCAUUCCACUAGGACUGUCUCCUCAUUUUGGGCUUUCGAAAAUGAAGCUUCUGUGUAACAGAUUUGCAAAGCGGCAACAUGGUCCUCUCUGCAUACUUUUUCUAAAUUCUACAAAUUUGAUACUUUUUCCUCGGCUGAGGCCUCUUUUGGGACAAAGGUUCUUCAAGCGGUGGUACCUUCUGUUUAGGUCCUCCUGCCUUGUUCUCCCUCCCUUUUCAUUCCGUGUCCUCUAGCUUGGGUAUUGGUUCCCACUAGUAAUUGGAAUGAUGUCGUGGACUUUCAAUGCCCGGAAAGAAAGAAAUGUAUCAGGUAAGCAUACAUUUUGUUUUUAUAUAUAAGCAAUUUAUCAUUUUCUAUUACCAUCGCAAAGUGUUUAACGUUCCUUUAAGCUUAGGAGCCAGCCUAUUUCUGGACCACUAUAUAGCAGCAAUUUUGCAAGAAUAUUAUCCAUUUGCAAGAGCACUAGAUGGCAUCACUAUUUCCUGCCAUAUAGUGCUCCAGAUGCCUACCUAGGUAUUUCUUCAACACAGAAUAUCAUGGGAACGAAGCAAAUUUGCUAAUUGAAGUAAAUUGCAAAUGUUUUUUUUAAUUUUAUUUAAUGGUAUGUUCUGUCUGAAUCACAAAAGAACAUUUCCGGGUUUCAUGUCCCUUUUUAAGGUUGUACAAGGUGCACUGUUUAUGUUCAUUAUGUUUUUUUAGAAUUGCCGGGCUGCUUGAGGAGCUGCAUUGCUCUGAAGUUUUUACAGAUGUUGUAGCUGCCAAGGUGUUAAUUUUGGAUCAGACACUUUUAUCUUUCCAAAUAGAAAAAGUGAUUAUACAUUUGAGAAAUGCCAAACAUGGGGUUUUCUUACUUUCCAAUACCCUAAAUAUUCAGUGCUUUAUAUGUCAUGUUGGUAAAUGCUAUUCUCAACUGAAGGCGAUACAUGGUAUCUGCACACUGACUUCUCUACUAUGCAUUGCAGACAGGGACGGAGGGGAGAGGAGGGGGUAAAAAUCUAAAAUUCGCCCCACCCUCUUCAUAUUGACAUCAUUGACAGUUUAGUCUAUUUUACAUUUCAAAAUAAAAUAACUGCUGUUUUUCAUGGUCCUGUAGUUUUAAUUUCUCUAAUAAAAAAAAUAAAAAUGA